Molecule: messenger RNA, 1433 nt
Organism: Bombyx mandarina (wild silkworm)
Lineage: Eukaryota; Metazoa; Arthropoda; Insecta; Lepidoptera; Bombycidae
Product: homeobox protein MSH-B
Biological process (GO): regulation of DNA-templated transcription
Molecular function (GO): DNA-binding transcription factor activity, RNA polymerase II-specific; DNA binding
Source: RefSeq, a predicted model, not a curated record
CCAAAAGCCUGUAUAAAGAAAUAAUUCCCGCAUUCAAGGCCUUGAUUAAUUUUUAAAUCGGACAAAACUAAGAAUUUUACGCUAACCAGCAAAAAAAAACCAGCAAAAUCCUCCGUGUAAGAUCGUUAAUUGAAAAUGUAUUAGUGUUAUGACAGAUGGGAUUAGCUAUUUUUAAUUCACCUUCCACAAUAAAGGAUCAAGUUACAAGAGAACAAAAGCAAUAUAAUAUCAAUUACAAAUUAAUUUUCCCACAUACCCUUAAAGUUAUAACAUUCUUUUGUGUGUAAAUUGUAUCUAUUCCCCAUUCUGUUUGAGUAUCGUAUGAAUGAAAGGACGUCACAAUACUACAACUAGUGGGUUCAGUGAGGCGUAAGCUUUUCUUGAUUGCGGUCACUGAUAACAUAAACACAUUUUAGGAGCCCAACAUCCAACCUCCGGUAAGGGCGGGGUGAUGUCGUGACUCCUCCCAGUAUUGUGCAACAAAUUUAGGGUAGAAUUUCUGAAUCCCGGUCAUUUGUUGUUCGGACCAGUAACAAGGCCAUGGAUCCAUCGUCAGCUCAGUCCACUUCCAAGUGUAAUUCCGACUUUAGCAUUGAAAGAAUCUUGAGUGAUGAUUCAAAAAAUAAAGAAGACAAGAAAGUUCCGGAUUGGUUAUGCUGUACCCGGUAUAGACCACCGCGUUUGCCACGUGCCGUGAACAGUGGUUGCAGGUCACGUAGAUCAGGACGUCACGCGCGGGUCCCCUUCACAGCGACGCAGGCGGCCGCGCUGGAGGCCGCAUACUCUCGCGCUGCGUACCUCGCACCACCGGCACUGAGGGCUCUCGCUGCGGCCUUACAGCUACGAGACGACAGGAUUAAAAUCUGGUUCCAAAAUCGUCGUGCUCGUGAACGCAGAGAGAAGUGUGCGAACAUUAGGCCACCAGUCGCUGUCACACUACCACCUACGUCUACAUCUCGAACCGGCCUUAUGAACAAUUCGGUAUGGUUUCAACAACAUAACUUUGGAGUAUCCUCAACGAAAGCUUUAAUGAUGGUACAAAAUGAGGCAAAUGUAACUAGAAAUAUAAUUAUAGAAGCAAAUGGAAUAUUAACGUGUGGAACAGACUCGGAGUCUUUUGGCGAAAUUGAAAAAUCGGAAUCUCCAUUAGAUGUCGAAACUGUGGAACAUUGAGAUGAUAACUAUUCGUGUGCUGAUGUGAACUAGAAUAAUAUGAACAUUGAGUGACCUAUUAGUAUGUAUAACCACUUUUGUCUGUGAAUUAAUAUGGGCACGACAGGGUACGAUAGUAUUUAUAAACAAAAAAGAAACAUUACCUCAUAAUGUAUUUUAGUAGUAAAAAUUUAGACUAAAUGUAUAAUUUAAAGAUGUUUGUUCUUAGAAAUAAACGAUUAAAUCCUGUGAUAUAUAGAAUGAAGUGUUUUUUGUGUAAU